CAGCUGCGAGCGCGGGGCGCGCGUCCCUUCCGGCUCGCCGUAGCAGGCGCGCCGCCGCUUCCUCCGGCCGGGCCCCGGAUGUAUCGAGCGGAACGGCGCCGACUGGGCCCGGUCCCCAGCCCCAGGCCGACGUGGAGGAGCGCGGCCCAGACCCAGGAAUGUCUUGUCACGUCAGUGGCCUGCAGUCCGUGGUCCUUGCGUCUGGCUGUGCUCCUUGGCGUCCUCGUGGUAUGGGUGUGUCUGUAGCUCGGCCUUUACGUUGCUGAGGCGGCUGCGUUGUGUGGCUCUUGCAGGUGUUUUAUUCCUUCGCCAGGUGAAGGAGAGCAUUAAGUUGGAUACAAAAGGGGGGCGACCAUGCACCAUGGCAGCGGCCCUCAGAACGUCCAGCACCAGCUGCAGAGGUCCAGGGCCUUCGCCGGCAGCGAAGGAGAAGAGCAGCAGGCCCGUCCCAAUCCCCCGCAGUCCCCCGCCACGCCCUUUGCGCCGGCGGCGAGCCCGUCCGCGCCCCAGUCCCCCGGUUACCAAGUUCAGCAGCUGAUGAACCGCAGCCCCGUGGCCGGGCAGAGCGUGAACAUCGCCCUUCAGAAUGUGGGGCCGGUGGUGGGAGGGAACCCCCAGAUCACGCUGGCCCCCCUGCCGCUCCCCAGCCCCACUUCUCCGGGAUUCCAGUUCAGUGCGCAGCAGAGGCGGUUUGAGCACGGGUCUCCAUCGUACAUCCAGGUCACCUCGCCGCUGUCCCAGCAGGUGCAGACUCAGAGCCCCACCCAGCCCAGCCCCGGGCCGGGACCGGGCCUGCAGAGCGUGCGGGCGGGUGCCCCUGGCCCCGGCCUGGGCCUGUGCAGCAGCAGUCCCACCGGGGGCUUCGUGGACGCCAGUGUGCUGGUGAGACAGAUCAGCCUGAGCCCGUCCAGUGGCGGCCACUUCGUGUUCCAGGAGGGCUCGGGCCUGGCGCAGAUGGCCCCGGGCGCCCAGGUUCAGCUGCAGCACACGGGGGCGCCCAUCACGGUCAGAGAACGGAGACUCUCGCAGCCCCACGCGCAGUCGGGGGGCACCAUCCACCACCUGGGACCUCAGAGCCCCGCGGCCGCAGGCGGGGCCGGCCUGCAGCCCCUGUCCAGCCCCGGCCACAUCACCACGACGAGCUUGCCGCCCCAGAUCAGCAGCAUCAUCCAGGGGCAGCUGAUCCAGCAGCAGCAGGUGCUGCCGGGGCCUCCGCUGACCAGGCCUCUGCUCCCCGGGGUCGGGGUCGGGGGGACUUCGGCGUUUGGGAUGACGUCCCCACCGCCCCCCACCAGCCCUUCCAGGACCGCAGCGCCCCCGGGCCUCUCCAGCCUUCCUGUCCCAUCUGCGGGGAGCGCGGGGAUAAGAAAGGCUCCCAGGAAACUGGAAGAGAUCCCCCCGGCCUCCCCGGAGCUGGCUCAGAUGAGGAAGCAGUGCCUGGACCACCACUGCAGGGAGAUGGAGGCCCUGAAGGCGGCCUUCAGGGAGUGCUUGAUCGAGCUGUUCUUCCUGCAGCACCUGCAGGGGAACAUGAUGGACUUCUUAGCUUUCAAGAAGAAGCACUAUGCCCCGUUACAGGCUUACCUCAGGCAGAAUGAUUUGGACCUGGAGGAAGAGGAGGAGGAGGAGGAGGAGGAGGAGGAAGAGAAGUCGGAGGUUAUCAACGAUGAGGUAAAGGUUGUGACAGGAAAGGAUGGGCAGACUGGUACUCCUGUUGCUAUAGCAACCCAGCUUCCUCCAAAUGUUUCUGCUGCUUUUUCAUCCCAGCAGCAACCAUUUCAGCAGCAAGCCCUUGCAGGGACCCUGGUGGCAGGGGCUGGCAGUGUGAUCGAAACGGACCCCUUUAAGAGGCAGCAGGCGGGACCUCCGGCAGAGCAGUCUAAGAGACCUCGACUCGAAGUGGGUCACCAAGGGGUAGUUUUCCAGCACCCAGGGGUGAAUACAGGAGUUCCUCUCCAGCAGUUAAUGCCGACAGUUCAAGGGGGAAUGCCGCCCGCGCCGCAGGCCACUCAGCUCGCCGGCCAGAAGCAGAGCCAGCAGCGGUACGACCCCUCCACGGGGCCCCCGGUGCAGAACGCCGCCAGCCUGCACACGCCGCCGCCGCAGCUGCCCGCCAGGCUGCCCCCCGCCGGCCUCCCCGCCGCGCCCCUGCCGCCGGCGCUGCAGUUCCCCCCGCAGCCGCAGACGGCAGAGCCGCAGACCCCGCUCCCGGUGCCGGUGAAGACACAGCCGCCAAACGCCCCCGCCCCGGCGCCCCCGCCCGGCCAGCUCCCCGCGGCCCUCCACGUCCCGGUGCCCGCGAAGGCGCAGAUGCAGGCCCCUCCGCUCCCGUCCCAGCCGCAGACGGCGGCGCCGCCCAGACCGCCCGUGGACCCCGCCCAGCCCUGCCCGCGGCCCCUGCCCUCCGCCUCCUCUGCCUCGACCGGUGCCCCCGCCGGUGGCUCAGGCCCGGGGCCUUCGCCUGCACGGGCCUCCCCGGUGAACAGACCCUCCCCGGCAGCCAAGUCGCUGUCUCCGGUCCUCGCCCGCUCCCCGGGGGCAGCUGUGUCGGCGCCCCCGAAACCACAGAGCCCUGCUCAGAAUGCCGCCGCGCCCCACGACGGCUCUCAGGACAAGCUGGCAGAACAGAUAGCGCUGGAGAACCAGAUCCAUCAGCGGAUAGCAGAUUUAAGGAAAGAAGGCCUGUGGUCCCUCAGGCGGCUGCCCAAGCUGCAGGAGGCGCCGCGGCCCAGAUCGCACUGGGACUGCCUGCUGGAGGAGAUGCAGUGGAUGGCCGCAGACUUCGCCCAGGAGAGGCGGUGGAAGGUGGCCGCUGCCAAGAAGCUUGUCAGAACUGUAGUGCGUCAUCACGAAGAGAAGAAGCUUCGGGAGGAAAGGGGAAGGAGAGAAGAACAGAACCGAUUGAGACGAAUAGCUGCGUCAACUGCUAGAGAAAUAGAAUAUUUUUGGUCAAAUAUUGAACAGGUUGUGGAAAUAAAACUACAAGUAGAAUUAGAAGAAAAAAGGAAAAAGGCUUUAAAUUUCCAGAAAGUUUCCCGGAAAGGUAAAGAGUCGAGACCUACAGGGCUUGAUGCGUUACGGGAAAACUUUGUGGAUUCGGGGAUACCUGGAAGAAAAAGAAAAGCAAGCACGUCUUUAACCGAUGAUGAAGUGGAAGAUGAGGAGGAGACGAUUGAAGAGGAAGAAGCGAUUGAGGGGGCUGUGGAUCACCAAACAGAGCUAUUGAAUUUAGCCAAAGAAGCUGAAUUGCCCUUAAUUGAUUUGAUGAAGUUGUAUGAAGGUGCCUUUCUGCCGAAUUUCCAGUGGCCCCAACCUAAACCUGACAGUGAAGAGACAAGUGAAGACGAAGACAUGGAAGACUGCUCAGGUGACCGAGAGAGCCGGAAGGAUGUGGUUCUCAUCGACUCGCUGUUCAUCAUGGACCAGUUUAAAGCCACAGAGAGAGUGGUUGUCGGGAAGCCUCACACAAAGGACAUCGCGGAAGUGACCGCUGUGGCCGAAGCCAUCCUGCCCAAGGGCAGUGCUCGGAUCAGCACCGCGGUGAAGGUGAGCGCGCCGGCGCUUCUGUACGGCGCCCUCAGAGAUUACCAGAAGAUUGGCCUGGAGUGGCUGGCCAGGCUCUACCGGAAGAGCCUCAAUGGCGUGUUGGCCGAUGAGGCUGGGCUUGGCAAAACAGUGCAGAUCAUUGCUUUUUUUGCCCACCUAGCCUGUAACGAAGGCAACUGGGGCCCUCAUCUGGUCGUUGUGAGGGGCUGUAACAUACUCAAGUGGGAGCUCGAACUGAAGCGCUGGUGUCCGGGGCUCAAAACGCUCUUGUAUGUUGGCAGCCAUAGAGAACUCAAGGCAAAGAGACAGGGGUGGACAGAGCCCAACCGCUUCAACGUCUGCAUCACGUCCUACAAGCAGUUCUUCAAGGGCUACGCGUCCUUCACACGGAUGCGCUGGAAGUGCCUGGUCAUCGACGAGAUGCAGCGCGUGAAGGGCAUGACCGAGAGGCACUGGGAGGCCGUGUUCACCCUGCAGAGCCAGCAGCGUCUGCUGCUCAUCGACGCCCCCCUGCACAACACCUUCCUGGAGCUGUGGACCAUGGUGCACUUCCUCGUCCCGGGCCUCUCCAGGCCCUACCUGCACUUCCCCCUGAAGGCCCCCAGUGAGGAGAGCCAGGACUACUACCACAAAGUGGUCAUCCGGCUGCACCGGGUGACACAGCCCUUUAUUUUGCGGAGAACUAAGAGAGAUGUGGAGAAGCAGCUAACGAAGAAAUACGAGCACGUCCUGAAGUGCCGCCUCUCCAAUCGACAGAAGGCCUUGUACGAGGAUGUCAUCCUGCAGCCGGGGACGCAGGAAGCGCUGAAGAGCGGGCACUUCGUGGACGUGCUGCGCCUCCUCCUGCGGCUGCAGCGGAUCUGCAACCACCCCGGGCUGGUGGCGCCCCGGCUGCCGGAGUCCUCCUACUCGGCGGGGCCGCUGCACUACCGCUCGGCCUCGCUCAUCCUGAAGGCGCUCGACGGAGACUUCUGGAAGGAAACCGACCUUUCUAUAUUUGACCUUAUCGGCUUAGAAAAUAAAAUGACUCACCACGAGGCGGAACUGCUGGGUAAGAGGAAGGUGACACGGAAGCUCUUCGAGGACCUGCUCACCGCGCCGCCUCCGUCGGGCAGGCCAGCGGCCGUCAGACUGAAGCCCGGCAGGUUGUUUCAGCCCGUGCAGUACGGCCAGAAGCCCGAGGGCCGCACCGUGGCUUUCCCCAGCACACACCCGCCCCGGACGGCCACGCCCACAGCCACUGCCACGCCGCAGGGCCACGUUCGAGGACGGCCACCCAUCGCCACGUUCUCUGCAAAUCCAGAUGCAAAAGCGCCAGCAACCCCGUUUCAGACCUCUCAGGCCUCCACCGGUGCUCCGAGACACCAGCCCGCCUCGACCUUCAGCACAGCACCUAGCCCAGCCCAUCCUGUGAAACUGCGGGCUCAAACCACUGCCCCGGCCUCCACCCCGGGCCCGCCCCAGCCCCAGGCCCAGGCCCCCUCGCACCCGGCCGGGCAGAGCGCGCUGCCUCAGGGGCUGGUGCUCACCUCGCAGGCCCAGGCGCGCCUGCCUAGUGGGGAGGUGGUCAAAAUAGCCCAGCUGGCUUCCCUCGCGGGCCCGCCUAGCCGAGUCGCCCAGCCGGAGAGCCCCGUGACGCUUCAGUUCCAGGGCAACAAGUUCACCUUGUCACAUAGCCAGCUGCGGCAGCUGACAGCUGGCCAGCCCCUGCAGCUCCAAGGCAGCGUCCUCCAGAUUGUGUCCGCGCCCGGGCAGUCCUACCUGCGACCUCCAGGCCCCGUGGUGAUGCAGACAGUGUCUCAGGCAGGGGCCCUGAACGCCCUGGGAAGCAAGCCCCCAGCCGGCGGCCCAAGCCCCGCGCCCAUGACCCCGCCAGUGGGUGUGCCCGGCCGAGUGGCAGUCAGUCCCCUGGCCGCAGGAGAACCUGGAGUGGCCUCCAAGCCAGCCUCCCCCGUCGCCGGGCCGACCCAGGAGGAAAAGACCAGACUUUUGAAAGAGCGGCUGGACCAGAUUUAUCUUGUCAACGAACGGCGCUGCUCUCGCACCCCCAUCUACGGCAGAGACCUGUUGGGGGUUUGUUCCCUGCCCGGCAGAGGGCAGGUGCCUUGGCUCGGGGCUCCAGACGGAGGUCAUGGGAAGGGGGCUGGGCCCGCGAGCCGGUACACGCCACCCUCGACAAGUCACAGGGACCUGAUUUUGUCACUGACUCAACGUCGGGAAUCCCUCCAGGACGUCAUGGACAGGGUGGUGUGCGUGAUCCCGCCGGUGGUGGCCGCGCCCCCGUGCUUGUGGGUGGCAAGGCCACCCUCCCGCUACAGCCACAAGAUGAGGCUCUUCAGACACUGCCUGCGGGAGCACAUGGCGCCCUUUGCCCAGCAGCUGCAGCGGGUGACGGCUCUGUGCUCACUGCGGUUUCCCGAGCUGAGACUGGUCCAGUUUGACUCAGGAAAGCUGGAAGCAUUAGCUAUCUUACUUCAGAAGUUGAAAUCUGAAGGACGUCGAGUGCUGAUUUUAUCGCAGAUGGUUCUCAUGUUAGACAUUUUAGAAAUGUUCUUGAACUUCCAUUAUCUCACCUAUAUAAGAAUUGACGAAAACGCCAACAGUGAACAACGGCAGGACCUGAUGAGGAGUUUCAACCGGGACCGGCGGGUCUUCUGUGCCCUCCUUUCCACACACAGCCGCGCCACGGGCGUGAGCCUGGUGGAGGCAGACGCGGUGGUGUUCUACGACCACGACCUCAACCCGGUGAUGGACGCCAAGGCCCAGGAGUGGUGCGACCGGAUCGGGCGGCGCAAGGACGUGCACAUAUACAGGCUCGUGAGCGGCAAUUCUAUUGAAGAGAAGUUGUUGAAAAAUGGAACCAAAGAUUUGAUCCGAGAAGUGGCUGCGCAGGGAAACGACUACUCCAUGGCGUUCCUCACGCAGCGGACGAUCCAGGAGCUGUUUGAGGUUUAUCCACCCAUGGAUGACACUGGCUUCCCAGUGAAAGCCGAGGAGUUUGUCGUCCUUUCUCAGGAACCUUCUGUCACAGAAACCAUCGCACCCAAAAUUGCCAGACCUUUCAUAGAGGCCCUCAGGAGCAUCGAGCGUCUGGAGGAGGAGGACACGCACGAGCCGGCAGAGGAGUUGGCGCCCGGGUCUCGGCCCCCAGACGGUUCCCGGUGGGACGAGGAGCCCUCGCCGCUGGAGGAGUUAGCGGACUUCAUGGGGCAGCUCACACCAAUUGAAAAAUACGCUUUGAAUUACCUGGAAUUAUUCCAUACUUCCACUGAUCAAGAAAAGGAGAGAACUAGUGAGGGCGCCGUGCUGGCGGCCGUGGGCGAGUGGGAGGCCCGGAACGCGCGCAGCCUGCGGGAGCGGGAGGCCAGGGCGCGGCGCGAGCUGGAGCAGGAGGAGCUGCUCACCUACACCCGGGAGGACGCCUGCGGCGCGGAAUUCGUGUGUGAGGGCGCCGACGGGCAGACGGAGGUCAUGCCGCUUUGGACGCCGCCCACGCCCCCCCAGGACGACAACGACAUCUACAUCGACUCGGUCAUGUGUCUCAUGUACGAAACCACUCCCAUCCCGGAGUCCAAGCUGCCACCCGUGUACGUGAGGAAGGAGCGCCGGAGACACAAGACGGACCCCUCAGCCGCAGGCAGGAAGAAGAAGCAGCGUCACGGGGAGGCCGUGGUGCCCCCGCGGUCGCUGUUUGACCGCGCCACGCCCGGCAUGCUGAAGGUUCGCCGGGAGGGGAAAGAGCAGAAGAAGAACAUCCUGCUGAAGCAGCAGACACAGUUCGCCAAGCCUUUGCCGACCUUCGCCAAGCCGGCCGCCGAGGCUGCUCCCGACAACCCGGAGUGGCUCAUCAGCGAGGACUGGGCGCUGCUGCAGGCCGUGAAGCAGCUCCUCGAGCUGCCGCUGAACCUCACGAUCGUGUCCCCGGCCCACACGCCCAACUGGGACCUCGUCAGCGACGUCGUCAACUCCUGCAGCCGCAUCUACCGCUCCUCCAAGCAGUGCCGCAGCCGCUACGAGAAUGUGCUCAUCCCGAGGGAGGAGGGGAAGAGUAAGAACAACCGCCCUCUGCGCACGGGCCAGAUGUACGCUCAGGACGAGAACACCACGCACACCCAGCUGUACACAAGCCACUUUGACCUGAUGAAGACGACUGCGGGCAAGAGGAGCGCCCCCAUCAAGCCUCUGCUUGGCAUGAAUCCCUUUCAGAAAAACCCCAAGCACGCUUCUGUGUUGGCAGAAAGUGGAAUCAACUACGACAAACCGCUGCCUCCUAUUCAGGUCGCAUCACUCCGGGCGGAGCGCAUCGCCAAGGAGAAAAAGGCGCUGGCCGACCAGCAGAAGGCGCAGCAGCCGCCCGUGGCGCAGCCGCCGCCACCACCGCCGCCGCCACAGCCGCAGCCGCCGCCGCCCCAGCAGCCGCCCCCGCCGCUGCCCCAGCCCCCAUCGGCCGGCAGCCAGCAGCCCGCGGGGCCGCCCGCCGUCCAGCCCCAGGCCCAGGCGCAGCCCCCGGCGCAGCCCACGCCGCCCCCGCCGAAGGCGCCCCCCGCGAUCACGACGGUGGGCAGCGCUGCAGUGCUGCAGGCGGGAACCAUCAAGACAUCUGUCACAGGGACAAGCAUGCCCACGGGCGCGGUGAGCGGAAACGUGAUCGUGAACACCAUCGCCGGCGUCCCCGCCGCCACCUUCCAGUCCAUUAACAAGCGCCUCGCCUCACCCGUGGCACCUGGAGCCUUGACUACCUCGGGAGGCUCUGCUCCUGCCCAGGUGGUCCACGCCCAGCCUCGAGCAGUUGGGUCCCCGGCCACGGCCACGUCCGACAUGGUGUCCCUGGCACCGACUCAGGGCGUUCGAGCGGUCACCUCGGUGACGGCCUCGGCUGUGGUCACUACCAGCCUGACCCCGGUGCAGACCCCGACGCGGUCUUUGGUGACUCAAGUGUCCCAAGCCACAGGGGUCCAGCUGCCGGGGAAAACCAUCACGCCCGCGCACUUCCAGCUCCUGCGGCAGCAGCAGCAGCAGCAGCAGGCGGCCUCUCAGGUGCAGGUCCCGCAGAUCCAGGGCCAGGCCCAGGCGCCGGCGCAGAUCAAGGCAGUGGGCAAGUUGACACCGGAACACCUGAUCAAAAUGCAGAAGCAGAAACUGCAGCUGCCCCAGCAGGCGCCCCCAGCACAGGCCCCGCCGGGGCCCCCGCAGCCAACGGCGCAGGUGCAGGUGCAGGCCCCGCAGCCCACGCAGCAGCAGAGCCCCCAGCUCACCACGGUCACGGCCCCGAGGCCCGGCGCCCUGCUCACGGGCACCACCGUGGCCAACCUCCAGGUGGCCCGGCUCACCCGGGUCCCCACUUCACAGCUGCAGGCUCAAGGGCAGAUGCAGGCCCCGGCGCCCCAGCCAGCCCAGGUGGCACUGGCGAAGCCCCCGGUGGUGUCGGUGCCCGCAGCCGUGGUCUCCUCGCCAGGCGUCACGACGCUGCCCAUGAACGUUGCUGGGAUCAGUGUGGCCAUCGGGCAGCCGCAGAAAGCCGCAGGGCAGACUGUCGUGGCCCAGCCUGUGCACGUCCAGCAGCUGCUGAAGCUCAAGCAGCAAGCCGUCCAGCAGCAGAAGGCCAUCCAGCCGCAAGCCGCCCCAGGCCCGGCCGCCGUCCAGCAGAAGAUCACGGCACAGCAGAUUGCUGCUCAGGGCCAACCACAGAAGGUCACCUAUGCCACCCAGCCAGCCCUUAAAACCCAGUUUCUCACCACGCCCAUCUCCCAGGCCCAGAAACUGGCUGGGACCCAGCAGGUGCAGACCCAGAUCCAGGUUGCGAAACUCCCUCAAGUCGUCCAGCAGCAGACACCCGUGGCCAGCAUCCAGCAGGUUGCCUCUGCUUCCCAACAGGCUUCCCCGCAGACCGUGACCCUCACCCAGGCCACAGCAGCCGGGCAGCAGGUCCAGAUGAUCCCCGCGGUGACAGCGACAGCACAGGUGGUCCAGCAGAAGCUCAUGCAGCAGCAAGUCGUGACCACGGCGGCGGCCCAGCUGCAGACCCCCGGGGUUCCCAGCCCAGCCCAGGUGCCGGCCAGCUCCGACAGCCCGAACCAGCAGCCCAAGCUCCAGAUGAGAGUCCCUGCCGUCAGGCUAAAGACGCCCACCAAGCCUCCGUGCCCCUAGUCGGGAGAGGGGGGCGGCCCCAGGCGGGCCACCCGUGCCUUCCGCCGUCCCGCCAAGGUGGGGUAGACUUUAUCUACUGAGCCCCAGGACAGUGUCAUGCAGGGUGUCCAGCGCCUGGAGCAGCGAUCCUCAGCGAACCCCCCCUUUCAUGUGUUAUGUGACUGACUGAAAACGUGACGGUGGCAAUUUUUCCUAGAUGUUUUACCUUUUAAUUUCUCCUCCAGAGCAGUAGUGCUGGGUCUUGAAAGCCAUUUAGAAUUUCUCUGUGAGUGUACAGUGUUUUUUGCACAUCACAAGUAACCAUUUGGAAGGUGCAGUGAGUCAUAAAAUAGACCUUAUGAGGCUAAAAUGUGGUCUGACAGCAUCUGUCUCUGCCUGGUUCUUUAUUCCUAACUGAAAACGCAGUAUGGUCCCUCAAGAGGAGAAAGACUGUCUAAUAUCAAAGGUAGGUCAUCUCAGAUCAGGGAAAACCAAGGUGCUUUCUUCCCUCCCUCCUAAAAUGUGACUCGUUUGGACUCUUAAAGGAGAGAUUUAGUACUGACAUGCAUUGAAGCACAUUCAUGACGCGUUCCCAGCUUGUGCUGAAGGGGAAUGAUCUGUGACUGAAUUUUCAUUCCAAAGAGCAUCCCGUGCCGCGUCCCUCAGAGUGACCGGUUUCCAUGUAAACGGAACCUUUGGGACUGCUCCCCAUCCCAGCACAUCCACGAUAUUUCCCCAGGUUUCGGAUAAACUUGUAAUUGGACUUAGACUACUGAAGCAGCGCCAGCAAACUUUGUGAGGCUCCCGUCUGGGAAUGGUUCGGGGCCCAGACUGCGGUGCAAGUGUUGUCACGUUGCAGAUGGCACCGCUGAGUGCUCGGUGAGGCGCGACUCUUGCUAAGGGGGCGGCCUGCCAUCACCCCUUUGCUUUCGUGCCCAGUCCAGGUGUGACGUGCAGAGGUGAGAAGCCUCCUUGUACAGGUGGUGUGUAUAUGCACCUACAAGUAUUAGCCACAGAAAUGGGUGUGGUAAACUCUUCAUACUAGACCGUCAUGUCUCGUAUGUGAGUAGAUCGCCCACUUGGGGUUCUGCGUAAAGCAGAGAGCCGUCCAGGCAACUUGGGGUGGGGGGCCCGUGGUUGAGGGGCAAAGAUGAGGCCCUGUAUUUGCUGUUUUUAUUUUUUUACUGUGGCAACUGCAAAGGGCUUGAUUGGCUGACGAUGUCUGCUUACCUGGAAGUGUCCACCCAAGCAAAAGGCGCGUGUCUAAUGACACCCUCUCUGCUCUGUCUCUGUGCCUCUUUUACAGCUUUGGUCCAGGAAAUCAGGUUGUGUUAGGUCUGUGUGUACUUAGGAACAGUUCCGGCAUACUGAGAGAUUUUUAAUUUUAAUCAAUCGGUUUCCCCCCGCUUUGUGUCACUUUAUAUGACACAAAGGAAAGUGUCCUGUCCCGAAUUUUUUUGUUUCCCAUCAAUAUAUGUGGACAAUAAUAUGGCGAUUGAUACCUUAGUGAAGUCAACCGGGCAGCUCAUUUUUGAGUUCCUGGUGAGAAAUUUGGAAAAAAGUAAAGACCAGGUGUUCAAAGUGGACGGGAUUUAACGUUCUAGUUAAUUGAACAUAUCAAAACAGAACACUAUACUUUGCCUUCUAACUUGUUCAUUGUGGGUUCAGCACGUGCUGUAAUGAGAGAGUACGGCAUGCAGGAGGCUUUCUGGGCUUCGUAUCUGGGUACUGAGGAGAGUUCCUACUUUUUUUUUUUUUAAAUCCGCAAAUGUGCAGAACUAAAAAGGAAUUCCCCUUUUCAGCUUAUUUUAACUUGUGCAGCCUGUUGGUUUUGUUCUUACCCUUCAUGGGGGUGUUGACGGUCUCUUUGUAGAUGAUGGUGAAAUGUUGAGUGUUUAGAAUAUCCUAGACAUAGCUGCCUGAGUAGAAGUCCUCUAUUAAUCUAGAACACUAGAAGAGAAUUUAGAAAAAUCUCUCAAAAGCUUUCUAAGAACAGAACUAGGGUCUGAAUAUUUGCAGUGUGGGACUCCUGCCCUGUCUUACUAUGUGAGUGAAAGAAGUGUGUUUUCUUCAGCGAUUCCCUGUUGCAAAAUAUGGGACAGAAAAUCGUGUUACUGGUAUCAGUCGAUUUAGUAACAUCUAGAUGUCAGCACUGACCUCAUAGUCUUCUACAGUGUCAUUUAGGUAAAGGGUCCAGUGUAUUGUUUUCUUCGCCUUCUGUUUUAAAGGUUAAACUUUCCAUAUUGAAGAAUAAGUGUGAGUUUGUUUAGGACGAUGUUUUCCAGGCUUCCUCAGAUUGUUGCUGUGGUCAGAAUCCCGCAUUGCCUUGUAGAACAGGGUUCGCACCCAGUGCAUCAUGGUAAGGAUGGAGAGAAAUCUUCAGAACAUAAAAUAUAAAGACAGCAGGCAAAAACACCGUCAAACUGGAACUGGCCACCAUGGAAAGCAGUCGCCAGUGUUUCUUUAAUUCAGAGACAUUUGUUCCGGGGAGGCCGGGUGGUGUUUGCAGGAUCGGGGGCGGGGGAAGCAGGAGGCUCGAGUCAGCCUCCUGAGGCCGAGGCUUUCCCUUUUGCCACCUUCAGGACUUUCUGUUAACUGUUGUAACCAGAUAGCUGUUGUGUUUUAAAAUAUAAAGGAAGAAGACCGAAAUUGUAAAUACUUUGUAAACAAUCAUUUGUACUUGAAUAGUAGGGUUUUAAAGGGCACUGAUACCCCACCAAACAAAAGGUAUAAUAAAUUGACCUUUUUAUAUGCU
Molecule: messenger RNA, 12427 nt
Organism: Balaenoptera ricei (Rice's whale)
Lineage: Eukaryota; Metazoa; Chordata; Mammalia; Artiodactyla; Balaenopteridae
Gene: EP400
Product: E1A binding protein p400
Exons: 55
Coding region: 355-9693 (3112 amino acids)
Molecular function (GO): ATP-dependent chromatin remodeler activity; ATP binding
Source: RefSeq, a predicted model, not a curated record